Messenger RNA from Oncorhynchus gorbuscha (pink salmon), 9224 nucleotides. RefSeq names its product membrane-associated phosphatidylinositol transfer protein 2-like. Gene Ontology annotation, cellular component: cytoplasm. The record is from RefSeq and is a predicted model, not a curated record. NCBI's taxonomy places the organism in Eukaryota, Metazoa, Chordata, Actinopteri, Salmoniformes, Salmonidae. Gene Ontology annotation, molecular function: phosphatidylinositol transfer activity; phosphatidylcholine binding; metal ion binding. Gene Ontology annotation, biological process: phospholipid transport.
UAAUGUUGCACAUGACUUUGUUUUGGCUGUCAAUGAACGGUAGAGUGAGCCCGGAGGAACAUAAGCAGUCCGCUUUAUUCUCAAAGGGGAAACCGCAGGCAGACAUCCAAAUAAAUGGAAUGGCAUUCAGACUAGAAAAGCCGGACAAAUAGGCUAUGUCAAAGGAACUUGAUGUAGAGAGGUCUUGGGAUAGAUAGUCUUCUUUCUGGUGCCUGUCGUGGUCAGGCAGACAGUAAAGGGACACUCAAUGCGUUGACGGCAGUGCCGCUAUUGGAGCAAAAGACGUGGAUGGAUGCAGAAUUAUUUGCAAAUUUGCUGGGAAAUCCAACAGCGCAUUGGAAGAAUGCAGUGAGGAGUUUCCAUCACAUUGCUGGGCUGAACGUUGACUGACAUACACACAGGAUUUGGAGAAGAAGUGUUGUCUUCGUUAGAGCGUUGGACUAGGAACCAAAAGUUUGCCUGAGCUGACAAGGUCUGAACCGUAAUGUGUUCCAUCCCGGCUGUUUGAUGAUGCUGCUGCUGCUUGGGUAGAGCGGCUCGUUGAGACGACCCUCUGGCCCCCCCUGUGCCACCCCACCACCUAGCUACCAUGCUGAUCAAGGAGUAUCGGAUCCCCAUGCCUAUGAGCGUGGAAGAGUACCGCAUCGCCCAGCUCUACAUGAUCCAGAAGAAGAGCCGAGAGGAGAGUUGUGGUGAGGGUAGUGGGGUAGAGAUCCUAGAGAACAAGCCGUAUGAGGAUGGUCCAGGCGGGUCGGGUCAGUACACACACAAGGUGUAUCACAUCGGGAAACACAUCCCCUCAUGGUUCUGCUCCAUCCUGCCUCAGGCUGCUCUACGCGUGGAGGAGGAGUCCUGGAACGCCUACCCAUACACACGCACACGGUAUACCUGUCCAUUCGUAGAGAAGUUCUCCAUAGACAUUGAGACGUAUUAUAAACCUGACACAGGGACCCAAGAGUGCUUCAAUCUGUCAUCAGCAGACAAAAGAGCGAGGACUGUAGACCCCAUUGAUAUUGUGAAGGAUUACAUUGCGCCCCAUGAGUACCUGGUUGAGGAGGACCCUAAGCUGUAUGUAUCGGUGAAAACCCAGCGAGGACCACUGACUGACGACUGGAUCGAAAUGAUCAACCAGAACCCCACCCAGAACCCGGUCAUGUGUGCCUACAAGCUCUGCAAGGUGGAGUUCAGAUACUGGGGCAUGCAGUCCAAGAUAGAACGCUUCAUACACGAUGUUGGCCUGCGUAAGGUGAUGGUGCGUGCCCACCGGCAGGCGUGGUGCUGGCAGGAUGAAUGGUAUGGUCUGACCAUAGAGGACAUCAGACAGCUGGAGCUGGAGACCCAGCUAGCCCUGGCCACGAAGAUGGCCCAGUAUAGCCUCAGUGACACCGAGGAGUGCGCAGCAGAGUCCAACAGGACCCCCGUCACACCUGACCGGGACUUGGAGGGGGCCCUGCGGGACGGGGGAGAGGUGGAGGGAGGAAGGGCAGGGCUGGGAGAUACGUUACAUACGCGUGGAGAGCUCACCAAGCAGUGGUCAACUUCAUCCAGGUCGUCUAAUAGAUCUUCGAAGAGAGGAGGAAGUCCUGUGAACCAGAACAUCUCAGAGUGGCGGAUGCAGAGUAUCGCUCGUGACUCAGAGGACAGCACUGACGACGAGUUCUUCGAUGCUCCCGAGGACUUCUCUGGAGAUGAGGAGAUGUUAUUACAUGCCAAGGAGAUGAACAAGUGGAGUUCCAACGACCUGAUGGACAAGAUAGAGACUACAGAGACAGACGAAGGCCAGGAGAACCUGUAUCAGGAGUCGGGUGAAGACUAUACAGUAACCAGUAGUGAGGAACGACUGAUUGAGCGUCACGUCUCUAGUAAACGGAGACGUCGUUCCACUGUCAGGUCCCACAGACGACCAGCUGAUGGGUCGUCUCAGCAGUGUCUGACGCCCUCCAAGAUCCACGUUCUGGUUCUGGUUCUUCACGGGGGUAACAUAUUAGACACUGGAGCAGGUGAGCCAAGUAGUAAGCAGGCUGACGUCAACACUCUGAGUGGAGCAUUUGAGACUGUGAUGAGAGUACAUUACCCAGCAGCCCUAGGACGCAUUGCCAUCCGCAUGGUUCCCUGCCCGGCGGUGUGUGCCGACGCCUUUUCACAGGUUUCCAAUCUCAGUCCCUAUAGUUUUGAUGAGGGCUGCCUUUCCAACAGUCAGGACCACAUCCCUCUGGCUGCACUGCCUCUAUUGGCCACUUCCGCUCCGCAGUACCAAGACGCCGUGGCAACCGUCAUCCAAAGAGCCAAUCAGGUGUAUGGAGACUUUAUCAGGUCCUUGGAAGGGGCAUCCUUCUCCGGACAGGUGUGUGUGAUCGGGGACUGUGUAGGUGGUAUCCUAGGGUUUGAUGCGCUGUGCAGCAGUAACGUGAUCGUUUCAGAAAGCCAGAACAGCAGUAGACGAGGCAGCACCAUCAGCGUACAGGACACAGACCUCCUCUCCCCUGGCAUCAUAAUAAACAGUGUCUCUCUGUCUUCUCCGUCUUCUCCGACUCUGGAGGGCAGUCGCCAUCUUAGUCGCAGUAACAUUGACAUCCCUCGCAGCUCAGGGCCUGACGACCCCAAGAGAAUGCUGCCUCGCAAACGCAGCGACUCCUCCACCUACGAACUAGACACCAUCAAACACCACCAGGCAUUCCUGUCCAGUCUCCAUAGCAGUGUAUUGAGAACAGACUCAGGUUCGAGGCGCUCCAGCGGGAGUACCAUGCUAGAGGGAGGGAGGCUGGACUUCGAGGUGGCAGACUUCUUCCUCUUUGGUUCACCUCUGGGGCUGGUGCUGGCACUGAGGAAGACUGUGGUGCCGUCCAUAGAUGUCUCAUCAUUGCGUCCGGCCUGUCAGCAGCUAUAUAACCUGUUUCAUCCAGCGGACCCCUCUGCCUCCCGCCUGGAGCCCCUUCUAGAGAAGAGGUUUCACCAGCUGCCCCCCUUCUGUGUCCCCCGAUACCAACGCUUCCCUCUGGGGGACGGACACUCUGCUCUGCUGGUGGAGACUAUGCAGAGUAACCCCCAUCUCCUGUUGGAGUCAGUACCCCUGCGUUGCCAGGAGGGGGGCGUCAGUGAGACCUCCAUCCCCGUCCCUGUACGCAGCUGGCCCCAGCAGGCCUCACAGCUCAACGACACGGACAUGUUAGUGGACACCCAGUACCCGUCCUCCCCGCUGACUGGACCCCCCCACUCCAGGGGCCCUCGUAGGUCCAGUGAGGCCAGCAUCGCUAGCCAGGUGUCAGGCAUGGCCGACUCAUACACCGCCUCCAACAUCGCCAACAUUGCGUCUCGGUGGUGGGGCAGCAAGCGGAUGGACUUUGCCCUGUACUGUCCUGAUGCCCUCACAGCCUUCCCCACUGUAGCUCUGCCUCACCUCUUCCAUGCUUCAUACUGGGAGUCCACUGACGUUGUCUCCUUCCUACUCAGACAGGUGAUGAGGCAUGAGAGCUCUAGUAUUCUGGAGCUGGAUGGUAAAGAGGUGACCGAGUUCAAGCCUUCUAAACCCAGAGAGAAAUGGCUGCGCAAGAGGACACACGUCAAGAUCAGGAACGUUACGGCUAACCACCGUGUGAGUGAUGCUGUGUUCACUGAGGAUGGAACACAGCUGGUGAUGGGACGCUUCAUGUACGGACCUCUGGACAUGGUCACUCUCACUGGGGAGAAGAUUGACAUCCACAUCAUGACCCAGCCCCCCUCAGGAGAGUGGAUGUACUUUGACACCGAGCUGACCAAUAGCAGCGGACGCAUCUCCUAUGUCAUCCCAGAGAGCAAGAGGCUGGGCAUUGGAGUUUAUCCUGUCAAACUGGUCGUCAGGGGAGACCAUACAUUUGCGGACAGCUACCUGACGGUGUUGCCGCGGGGAACAGAGUUUGUAGUGUUCAGUAUUGAUGGCUCGUUUGCUGCCAGUGUGUCCAUCAUGGGAAGUGACCCCAAGGUCAGAGCUGGAGCUGUAGAUGUGGUCAGACACUGGCAGGACCUGGGCUAUCUGAUAGUGUAUGUGACAGGUCGUCCAGACAUGCAGAAGCAGCGUGUGGUGGCCUGGCUGUCUCAACAUAACUUCCCUCAUGGCAUCGUGUCCUUCUGUGACGGCCUGGUCCACGACCCCCUCAGACACAAGGCCAACUUCCUCAAGGCCCUCAUCUGUGAGGCCCAUAUGAAGAUUUCUGCUUACGGCUCUACUAAGGACAUUUCAGUGUACUCCUCAAUAGGCCUGCCCCCGUCACACAUCUACAUAGUGGGGCGGCCCACCAAGAAGAUGUCCAGCCAGUGUCAGUUCAUCCCAGAUGGCUAUGCGUCUCAUCUCUCCCAGCUGGAGUACAGUCAGAGGUCUCGUCCUGCCAAGACCGCCAGUGCCCGUAUCGUCCUCCGUAAGGGCAGCUUUGGACUGGGCGCGGCCGGUGGGGACUACCUCCGCAAGCGCAACCACAUCCUGCGCUCAAUCAACCCAACUGGGGGGGUGGUUUCUAGCUCCUCUGGCCAACCAGGACGUACGGAACGCACGCUCAGCCAAUGCGAGGUGGAGAGGGAGAAAGCAGCGGGGACCCAGAGGAGUAUGAGUAUAGCAGCUGGGUGUUGGGGCCGCACCGGGAGCACCAAGGAGGAGUCAGGAGGGUUACUCAGCCCUAAGUAGGGCUCACCAGACUGGGCUACAGGGGGAGGGGACCCUGCCUGACGGGACAUGAGCAACAUCUCUGGACUGGCCCUGAGAGAGAGAUGGAGAGAGGAGGAAAUAUGGUGAGAGAGAGAGAUAAAGAAAAUGAUGGGAUGAAAGGGGAGGGAUAGGGUUAACAGAGGGAUGGAAAGAGAGGGAAAAGGGCAGAGAGGGUCUCUGGGGAAAUGGAUAUAAAGCCAGAAAGAUGGGUGUUGCUCUAACUUUGAUGUACAUUUUCUAAAGACGUUUCUACGUUAUGAUGAGAGUCUCACAGUCAAGACAUUUAUAUUACCUAUCUUGUCCACGAAAAUAACUGUAAGGAAAAACGAAACAUUUAAACAAACUAUCGUAAGCCUUAAUCGUUGCCCCCUUGGGGCCUGGAAGGCCCACCCUGGUCCGAGGAAUGGUUGAAUUUACUCUCUGCAUCUAAAGGGCAAUGGGGAUUCACAACCACCCCAGCUCAGGACAGGCCCAGACAGUGGAGCCAUCAAAAGAAGUGUCAAUGGUGACCUGGAGGUCAGGGUGGUCAGUUUGUAGCCAUGGCAACAAGCCAACAACUUCACUUCUGAUUUUAUCCCUUUAUCUUCGCUGAGAUUCUGUCAACAAAGAAGCACCAUUACCCUAAAGAAAGAUUGAGGGAAGAGGAGAAGAAAGAGGGAGAAGGAUACAUGGAAAGAGGGUAGAUACAGAGAGAGAUGCAAGGCAAAAAGGGAGGGAGGGGCAAGGUUAUGGAUGAGGUGUAGAAUUUCCCUCUAGUCUCUAUUUUCCUCUACUGUUUCCAGUGUGGUACUACACAGUGAUUUAUACUGUCAACGUUGGCUCCGCUCCAGUCCUUUUAAGUCAAUAACAGAGUAGCUACAGUACCAGUACCAUGUAUCUCAGUUUGGCCUGUGGGCUGUCCCAGGCCUUAAACACCAACGACAUGUUUAUGAGUCAGACUCUGAAGGAACCCAGGACUGAACUUAACAAGGCUUGGCUUUGAUAUAACAGAAGACAUUAGUGACACAUUUCCUCAGACAGAUAACAGCAACAAUCCCUUUACCAGACCAUCUGCUUGCAAUACCUUUGAGCCACCAGUGGUAGGCACUCUCCCACUCUGUUUUCCAUAAGCAUGAUGCUGUUGGUAGUCAUUCAGUCCAUCAUGCGGCGCCCCCUAGCGCUCAACAUUUGUCAUUACACACAAUUCAGUGACCACUGGACUUCCCUAUGAUACUCUGAGGAGUCUGAGCUCUUUCCUUCUUGAGGGAUGGGAUGAAUGCUAUUCAUUAGACAUUACUACAUUUCAGUCUGGAUAAAGACAUGCUUUGAUUACACUUUAUUUUACAGUUCCCCUAUCCUGUUUUAGUUUACCUGGUAGUAAUACCUCAUGAUAGACGCCUGCUGAUACCAAGUUGUUUCCAACUGUGAUUAAUUAUCUGAAGUACCAGAGAAUAUACAAUGUUAUUCCUUAGCAAAUACCACUGAUGCUUUGACUAAAUCUAUAGCAACCUGUACACAAAAUGAAAGAUGAACACCUAACAGAGAAGCAGUAGUAGGGUUGCACCCUUUUCUAUCAUAUUGUCCUGUUGUCUGGCUCCUACUGGUUAGAUAUUGAUAUGAGAGAGUGUUCCUUUAUCCUCCACUUCAAAUAUAUUCCCAUUACUAAUCACACAAAGCCAACGCAGGGCCAAAACACCAAUCUCUCUCUUAACGGCUGCAGUAUCUCAACCUGUUCAACCUCGUUGUUCUUAGCACUAGUUUAUGGCGGAGAAUCUAGUUACCACCUCAUGUAGCUACAUAUUGUUACCUUUGUAGUGCAUGAUAUAAUAACUAUUCAUUAUUGCAGGGUCUGUGUGCUACAGGACUUACACUAGUGUACAUUUGAUAAAUGUCAGGAUUACUUAAUAAUGUAAGUAAAUGUGCCAAGAACAAGACAGUUGUUGGUUUGGUGUGGAAAGAUAAUGUACCAGGCUGUAUCCAACCUUUCCUUUGUGCUGUGUACGGUGAGAUGAGUUGGAGCUUGUUGCAUUGAGAUCAUGGCGGUGUAGCUUUAACUAAAAGGCUGUGCUGUUAUAUACUGUAUUUUACAGAUGUAAAUCUAUGAAUUUGUAGAUUUGUUUUAAUCCCACAUAUUGUCCAUAUCUAUGUAAAGGACAUAAUUGCUGAUAUAGGAUGUGGUUAUGGUUUCACUUAUGACUUGAGCGCUUGUGAAGUCUAGCAUGUUGCUUUGAUUCUAGGGACACUAUUGUCAACUACAGUAGGGUGGCAGGUAGCCAAGCUGUUUGCUGGUUUUAAUAACCCAGGCUGACAAAGUGAAAGAAAUCCCUUAUAAAACAACUGAUUUGACCAAUGUGGUGGGAUGUAGGGAUACCUAGUCAGUUGUCUAACUGAACAUAUAGCUUCCGCAUUAACCCAACUCCUCUGAAUCAGAGAGGUGCGAAAGGCUGCCAUAAUUGACAUCCAUGUCUUCAGCACCCGGGGAACAGUGGGUUAACUACCUUGAUCAGGGGCACAAAGACAGAUUUUUACCUUGUCCGCUCAGGGAUUCAAUCCAGCAUCCUUUUGUUUACUGGCCCAACACUCUAAUCACUAAACUACCUGCCUCCCUAUGUAUGUGACAAUAAAACACCCUUGUAUUGUCAACCUAAAUGGAAGGUUUGAUUUAUUGCUAUCUGUUAUACAACGGGUGGGUCUAAUACUGAAUGCUGAUUGGCUUAGGUGAGGAUUGUUCAUGUGAUUAAAGCAAUAGUUUUUGUCAGACAUUGAUCAGACCAAAAAAAGAAUAAUCUAGUCUAAUGUCAAGUCCAUUUGUUGUGUACGGUAGUUCUAGUUACCUAAGGCCACUUUUGAGGUCUUUAAAAAAAAACGGUUGGAAUUUGGUUCUGCAGUGAACUACGAUUUUAACCAAGGAUGUAGACUAGAGCUGUAGCUGAUUGGCUGGAAGGCACUGUGAGGUUUUAGAUACAGCCAUACUGUCCCCCUCUGGCCUGUGGGUUGGUGAUGAUGAGCUAGUGGAAUGUCCUCCUGCUACAGAGCUGGAGAGCCCAGACUGUACAGGAGCCAUGGAUGUCUGUCUGUCAGUGUAGAUAAGGUCAAAAUGAUACUGUAUAUGUAGGAAUAUAAUGGUUGAGAGGUAUUUAUAUCCAUAACUCAUGCGGUUACUUAAUAUUAUGGAUCUUUCAGGUGAAUAGCGUUUUGUUUAUGAUGAUGAUCUAGUUGAGAAUAGGAGGACCAACAGUCAGUGCAAUAUUAUUAUUGUUCCAGUCGCAGAACCACAAGCAGACACAGACAGUCAGAGACCACAGCAGAGACAAUCUAUAUAUUGUAUCUAACAUGCACGAGCAUAGACAACAUAGACAACAUCUAGUUCUACUGUCCAGCCCCUUCACACUUCUACUGUCCCUUUACAAAGGAUAACUGUUACGAUUUUAUAGUGCAAACAAAACUAUUUUUCAAACCGGACCAUUUUACAAAGUCUUUGACAGAAUACUGUAUUGCUUCCUAUCGUGUGUGAAGGUAUAUUUUUUAGUCAGAAUGAAGAAGUGGUUGAAUGUGAACAUGUGAACGUGAAACUCCAUCCGCUAUUUGAAUUGUAUUAGGUGGUGUUCAUCAUUCAGACUGGGUUAGCCCUUCAAUACUGUAUACAGUAUGUAUAUAUCAGUUAUGUUAACCACUUAACCGUACAGUAUGUCUUGAAAUAGAAAUGUAUGUCAGAAAAAAUGACUGUUUAUAUUUGAGAAUAUUACAAUUAUUGCCACUUUAGUAGCAGUCUUGCAUGUACUCCUAUUAAAGGUCAGUGUACACCAUGUCCAGGACAUGUUCUACUGUAUGGGGCUGAAAUCUUAUUAAUAAGAUGCUUAUGUAGCUACCACGUAAAUACAUAGAUUUCUGAAUACUUAAUAUGCUGUAAAGUGGGACCAAUAUAUUUAGCUACAAUACAGUACAUACAUAACAUGUAUGUCAUUUACUCAAGUAUUAAUUAUAUAAAAUGUACACAAGCCUAACAUGAUUAUAUCCAUUAACAGAUUGGGAAUGUUUUGUACAGUAUUAGUACAAUACACUAAUGGCACAUACUAUCACUCUAAAUAUAUAGAUAUAUAGGGGUAACAUAUACUGGUUGAGGUGGCAAUAAUUUCAUUAUAUUUUGAUUAUAUGCAGUUUAUUGGACAUAAAGGUAGAAUAGUAAUCAUAUAAUGCAUAUUUGAAUUUGAAGGCAUGUACAUAAAUGAAAUAGUGUUCUGUACCUCUUACAAUCUCAUCCAUUUCCCUUUGUAGCAGGUCUGAAUUUCAAAUGGUUUCAGAUAGUUUUUAUAUUUGACAGUUUAUCAUGGUUUUCUUUUACAGAAAAACAAAAAAUCAUUAUCAGCAUUAUUAGGCAAGGCCGUAAGAAGUAUACUUAUGUACUUGAAGUGGCACAUAUUUGAAACACCUCCAACAUCAGAUCUGUAUGCAGAUCCCUCACUGCUCGCUCUCUCUCUCCUCUGGUUCAUAGCUCACUUUGAACCUUCGAGGGUGAGAGCUCGCUGUAUCAUUGUCUCUGUACUGUGGAAUAAAUACAAUUAGAAAACGA